Trypanosoma theileri is the source of this 1512-nucleotide messenger RNA. RefSeq lists its product as uncharacterized. The record is from RefSeq and is a predicted model, not a curated record. The transcript has a single exon. The coding region runs from base 1 to 1512 and encodes 503 amino acids. NCBI's taxonomy places the organism in Eukaryota, Euglenozoa, Kinetoplastea, Trypanosomatida, Trypanosomatidae.
AUGGCUGCGGUCACUGUGCCAGCUGGAGAAGUGGAUGGGGAGGGAAACAAGGAUUGUGAUGAUGUGGCAGCCUAUGCGCGUGCUAUGUACAGUGAGGCGUGUAGUAUACAGAAACUGUUGCAUGAGUGUACCGAGAAAACAAAGAUGUUGGAGAAAGAUGUGACUGGUUUUGUGCAGCGUGAUGUUGCUGAGGAUGAAGCACUUCAGAAAAUUAUGUUUGGUGUUUUGAAUGCAGAGAUGAGAGCGCUUCGGAAUGUCCGGUAUGUAGAGUUUUCUCAAUGCCAUACAGAAGGGGAGAAUGAGGGGCGUUCGGGACAAACGACAGGGUGUCUCUCCUUGAGCGCGAAAAAGACUCAGGUGUGCCCAACUGAUUGCUUUAGCCUAUUAUGUGAUGGGAAGCCAGAUGCUUUUUUAAACCUUAGAGAGUAUGGCGAUGUGUGCGAUGUACUUUUAGGGUGGCGCCCACCCAAAAAGGCAGCUCGAGUGCAAUUCGACUUGCUUUGUGAGUCCAUUCUUCGCAGCGUGCCGGAUCCUUUUUCUUGUGUGCUGUUUGUGAAUGGGUUUUUGUACACACCUUGGGGAGCGUCUGACUGUAGCGAUUUCACAGAGACGGAACUUGAUAUGAUGGUGGGUUACGAUGAAGGGACUAGGGCAGAGGAUAUUCUCGUGCGCUGGUUUGAUGCCGUUCUUAUGCGCUCUCUACUAAGUGAAGAUCGUUUGCAGUUACUCUGGAAUUCGGCUGGUGAGACAGAAGGGAAUGCACUUGGGUUACUGGGUGAUGGUUACGACACGUUGACAAUUGUUCAUCACACUCGUUUGCAGCGUUCCGCUGUUUUCCGUGGGUUUUUCUUCUCUGGGCAGCUGCGGGGGGUGGAAUCUAUUGGUGCACACGCCAACUUGCUGUCUUCCUUGUUUGGGCCCUAUGGGGCCAAUUCCCAACAGGAGAUGGAGAGACGUAUAGUUGAUGUGUUCGAAAGCUUGAAUGAACAGAUAGGAAAUUUUCUUUCUGUGUGCAAGAAUGUUGUGGUGUUGCUUGCUGUGCAAAUUGAUGGUACUGCGGUUACUUCUUCGAGCACAGGCGAUUCUUCAUUGCUGAGGUUUGUGGUGCUCGACAUUCGUCCUCUCUCGCCAAACCUUCCAUUCUCGUGGCAUUUCACGUGGGGUGAGGUGUGUGCGCUUGGACAGCUUGACACCACAAAUGAGACGGAACAACACGCGAUGCCUCUUCCUGUCUUCAAGACAGUACGUGUCGCUGUGGCUUCUCUGGACCCAUAUGAUGCUUAUUCUGACAAGAUGUUCCCCAUUAUUAAUGAGCGCAUUCAAGGGAUUCGGCGACGCUGCAAGAUUGCUGCGGCUCCCGUGAAAUCCAAUUCUGCUUCUGCUACCGCCCUUGUUGGGGCUGCUGUUGCAGCAACUGCCCUUGUAGUUGUUUUGGCCUUUGCGGGAAGGCCUCUCCUUGGAUCCCGCCACUCGUGGUUGAGUACUGUGGGAGGCGUGAUUUCACACCGAUGA